AUGAUGAUGAUGUUCUCCACAUGUUGUCUGCUCUUGGCGGUGCUCUCCGCUCCAGUCACCUGCGCAGGUCCUGAAGAUGAUGUGACGUGGAUGCGGACGGAGGGUGAAGAUGUGGAGCUGACGGUGCCCAGACGGCUCCUGCACCAGAUCCAUUCCGAUGAAGAGUUGGCGCACGAGCGAUUGGACACGCGGGUGAAUGGGCUUGCUGUGCCACAGGUGCACCUGGCCCAGACCUCCUUCACCCUCACAGCCUUCGGCAGAACCUUCGUCAUGGACAUGGAGCUCAACCAUGGUCUACUGUCCUCUGACUAUGUGGAACGGAUAUUUGAUGAGGAGGGAAGGAGUGUCCAAACUAUGGGAGGGGAGCAUUGCUUUUACCAUGGCAACCUGAGGGGGGUGCCACACUCAUGGGCUGCUCUCUCCACCUGCCACGGCCUCAGAGGGAUGUUCUCAGAUGGGAAGUCCUUCUAUGGAGUCGAACCAGUGGGGAACAGCAGUGAAGGGGAUGUCCAUGUUCAUGCUGUCACCAUGGAUAAAGAGGGGCUAAGCCAGUCCAAGAGACAGGGUCUGGGUGCUGUAAUAGCGAGUCUUUGGCUCCCCCUGCAGGUGAGAAGGGGACGGCGCACCGUUCUGACUGAAACCAAAUACAUCGAGAUGCUGGUGGUCAACGACCACGACCUGUUUCUUCAGAUGCGGAGGUCAGUCCCUCAGACGCGUAACUUUGCCAAAGCUGUGGUCAACAUGGCUGACGCGAUCUACAAGGACCAGCUCAACACCAGGAUUGUACUAGUAGCCAUGGAAACAUGGACAGCCCAUAAUAUGGUCUCCAUGGGAGACGACCCAAUGACCAUCCUGCGUGACUUCAUGAAGUACAGAAGAGAGAACAUCGGAGAGAGCAGUGAUACCGCACACCUGUUCUCGGGACGCACGUUCAUGAGUAAUCGCCACGGGUCGGCCUACGUUGGAGGGGUGUGCUCAGCGACACGCGGGGGCGGAGUCAACGAGUAUGGGAAUGUGGGUCCUAUGGCCAUCACACUCUGUCAGACACUCGGUCAAAACAUUGGGAUGAUGUGGAGCCGAGAGCGAGCAUCUGCAGGGGAGUGCAGAUGUCCUGACCCGUGGCUUGGCUGCAUCAUGGAAGACACAGGGUUCUAUCUCCCACGGAAGUUCUCCCGGUGCAGUAUAGAAGAGUACACACACUUCCUCCAGCAGGGGGGGGGUCGCUGCCUCUUCAACAAGCCCAGCAAGUUACUGGAUCCACCAGAAUGUGGGAACGGUUUUGUAGAGGUGGGGGAAGAGUGUGACUGUGGAUCUGCACUGGAGUGUUCUCGUGUGGGCGGGGCCUGCUGUAAAAAGUGUACUCUUACCCAUGAUGCAAUGUGCAGCAGUGGACUAUGCUGCCAGAGGUGCCGGUACGAGCUGCGCGGAGUUGUGUGUCGGGAUGCUGUGCAUGAGUGUGACAUUCCAGAGACCUGCACCGGUGACUCCAGCCAGUGUCCUCCCAAUGUGCACAAACUGGAUGGCUACAUGUGUGAUGCUGGGCAGGGUCGAUGCUAUGGAGGCCGAUGCAAGACACGAGAUGGCCAGUGUUGGAGUUUAUGGGGCCACAGCUCUGCUGACCGUAUCUGCUAUGAGAAACUCAACACUGAAGGCUCAGAAAGAGGAAACUGUGGGAUGGACUCUGGACAGAGCUGGUUGCCUUGCAACAAACAGGAUGUUCUCUGUGGGUUUCUACUCUGCAGUAAUGUCACACAGAGGCCACGCUUCGGAGACCCUGACGGUGAGAUCAGCAGCAUCACCUUCUACCACCAGGACAAGUACCUGGACUGCCACGGGGGUCAUGUGUUGCUGGACGAUGGCUCUGACGUGGGGUAUGUUGAAGACGGAACUCCGUGUGGUCCUGAUGGGAUGAUGUGUCUGGACCAGCGCUGUGCGCUCGCGACCUUUGACCUUUCAUCCUGCCCUGGCUCCUCCCCCUCACGCAUCUGCUCCGACCAUGGG
Messenger RNA from Clupea harengus (Atlantic herring), 2001 nucleotides. Its product is annotated as disintegrin and metalloproteinase domain-containing protein 11-like. Gene Ontology annotation, molecular function: metalloendopeptidase activity. Lineage: Eukaryota; Metazoa; Chordata; Actinopteri; Clupeiformes; Clupeidae. The transcript is spliced from 22 exons. Gene Ontology annotation, biological process: proteolysis. The annotation marks the transcript as partial. The record is from RefSeq and is a predicted model, not a curated record.